This is a messenger RNA of Corythoichthys intestinalis (scribbled pipefish), 13870 nucleotides long. Its product is annotated as unconventional myosin-VIIa-like. The record is from RefSeq and is a predicted model, not a curated record. Gene Ontology annotation, cellular component: cytoskeleton; myosin complex. Gene Ontology annotation, molecular function: cytoskeletal motor activity; protein binding; ATP binding. Lineage: Eukaryota; Metazoa; Chordata; Actinopteri; Syngnathiformes; Syngnathidae. Bases 296 to 6886 code for a protein of 2196 amino acids. The transcript has 51 exons.
AGUUGCUCACAUGACGCCUUUAUAGCGAGGAGGAAGAAUUCAGACGCUCUUUAAACUCAUACACGCACACAUAAUUGACAAUUGACAUGAUGCCUUUUCAGGCAGCAGGAGAACAAGGACCGGCUGGAGAUCAGGUAGUCACUGAGAAAUCCUCAUCUGAAGAUGAAGAAUAGAAGAAUUUAUCCUUCCUGUGUUGGAUUUAAACAUUUUUUUGUCAUCGUUUGAUUAACGCAUCAUGCACGGACCUGAACUGCACUGCUGAUGUCCCUGGAUAACAAGAACCAGAAGAAGAAUCAUGGUCAUCUUGCAGCAGGGCGACUACGUGUGGUUGGACCUGAAGAGCGGUAGAGAGUUUGAAGUUCCGAUCGGCGCAGUGGUCAAACUUUGUGACUCGGGACAGAUCCAGGUGGUGGAUGAUGAAGGAAAUGAGCACUGGAUCUCCCCUCAGAACGCCACUAACAUCAAGCCCAUGCAUCCCACCUCCAUCCAUGGCGUGGAGGACAUGAUCCGCCUGGGAGACCUGAACGAGGCCGGAAUCCUACGCAAUUUGCUCAUCAGAUACAGCGAGAAGCUAAUUUAUACAUACACAGGAUCGAUCCUGGUAGCAAUCAACCCAUAUCAGCUGCUUCCUAUCUAUACGCCAGACCAGAUCCGCCUGUAUACCAACAAGAAAAUUGGCGAGAUGCCUCCUCACAUCUUUGCCAUUGCAGACAACUGUUACUUCAACAUGCAGAGAAACAAUCGCGACCAGUGUUGCAUCAUCAGUGGAGAGUCUGGAGCGGGAAAGACCGAAAGCACCAAACUGAUCUUGCAGUUCCUGGCAGCGAUCAGCGGUCAACACUCAUGGAUUGAGCAGCAGGUUCUGGAGGCCAACCCCAUUCUGGAAGCCUUUGGAAAUGCAAAGACCAUCCGCAACGACAACUCGUCCCGCUUCGGCAAAUACAUCGACAUCCACUUCAACAAGAGAGGAGCCAUCGAGGGGGCUAAGAUUGAACAAUACCUGCUGGAGAAGUCGCGAGUCUGUCGACAGGCUCAGGAUGAGAGGAACUACCACAUUUUUUACUGUAUGUUAAAGGGCAUGACGGCAGAAGACAAGAAGAAGCUGGGCCUCAGCAAGGCAACAGACUACACAUACCUCACCAUCGGAAAGUGUACCGUUUGUGACGGGCGUGACGACAUGAAGGAAUACUCCAACAUACGCUCCGCCAUGAAGGUUCUGAUGUUCACUGAUAAAGAGAACUGGGAGAUUUCCAAACUGUUGGCAUCCAUUUUACACAUGGGCAAUCUGCGCUAUGAAGCACGAACAUAUGACAACUUGGAUGCCUGUGAGGUCGUACGCAGCCCGCAUCUUUCUACCACGUCAACGCUGCUAGAGGUGGACGGCAAAGACUUGAUGAACUGUCUAACGAGCAGAACGUUGAUCACAAGAGGAGAAACCGUUUCCACGCCACUCAGCAUGGAACAAGCGCUUGACGUCCGCGACGCCUUCGUCAAGGGUAUUUACGGCCGUCUGUUCGUUUGGAUCGUCGAGAAGAUCAAUGCUGCCAUCUACAAGCCUACAUCCUCACACAGCAAAGUUGUCAGACGCUCAAUAGGACUGCUGGACAUCUUUGGCUUUGAGAACUUCACAGUCAACAGUUUUGAGCAAUUGUGCAUCAAUUUCGCAAACGAGAACCUGCAGCAGUUCUUUGUGCGUCACGUGUUCAAACUUGAGCAAGAGGAGUACAACCUAGAGAACAUCAACUGGCAGCACAUUGAGUUCACCGACAACCAAGACGCCCUCGAUAUGAUUGCCAUCAAGCCCAUGAACAUCAUCUCGCUCAUCGACGAGGAGAGUCGAUUCCCCAAGGGCACAGACAGCACCAUGCUGAACAAACUCAACUUCCAACACAAAGUGAACAGCAACUACAUUCCGCCCAAGAACAACCACGAGACUCAGUUCGGCAUCCAACACUUUGCCGGGGUAGUCUACUAUGAAACAAGAGGCUUCCUGGAGAAGAAUCGGGACACGUUAUAUGGCGACAUCAUCCAGCUGGUUCACUCCUCCAAGAACAAGUUUGUCAAGCAGAUUUUCCAGGCUGAUGUUGCUAUGUUUCUGUGUGGUUUUGCUCCUAUUCUACAUCUUCCAUCCAGUCCUCUCCCAAAGGGGGCAGAGACCAGGAAGCGUUCUCCCACUCUCAGCAGUCAGUUCAAAAAAUCUCUGGAGUUGCUCAUGAGAACGUUGAGCGUCUGUCAACCUUUUUUUGUACGCUGCAUCAAACCCAAUGAGUACAAGAAACCCAUGCUGUUUGACCGGGAUCUGUGCGUGCGCCAGCUGAGGUACUCUGGAAUGAUGGAGACCAUUCGCAUCCGUCGCGCAGGCUAUCCUAUCCGUUACACCUUUGUGGAGUUUGUGGACCGCUACCGUGUGCUCAUGCCUGGAGUCAAACCCGCCUACAAGCAGGAGGAUCUCAGAGGAACCUGUCAGAGAAUCGCUGAAGCCGUGCUGGGCCGAGACGACGACUGGCAGAUGGGAAAAACCAAAAUUUUCCUCAAGGAUCAUCACGACAUGCUGCUGGAGAUUGAGAGGGACAAAGCCAUCACGGACAAGGUCAUCCUUAUCCAGAAAGUAGUGCGAGGUUUCAAGGACAGAUCAACCUUCCUGAGGAUGAGGAAGUCGGCCAUGCUGAUUCAGAAGACAUGGCGAGGAUAUCAAUGCAGGAAGAACUAUGGCGCUAUGCGGGCGGGCUUCUCUCGCCUCCAGGCUAUAGUGCGCUCCAGGAAGUUGUGCGCGUCCUACCACGUGGCUCGGCAGCGCAUAAGCGGUUUCCAGGGUCGGUGCCGAGGCUUCCUAGUGCGCCGCGCCUUCAGACAUCGACUGUGGGCCUUGAUCACUAUCCAGGCGUACACCAGGGGAAUGAUUGCUCGCAGGCUUUACCGCAGGCUCAGAGGCGAGUACCGAAGGAGACUGGAGGCUGAGAAAAUGCGUCUGGCCGAGGAAACCAAGCUGAGGAACCAAAUGUCGGCCAAAAGAGCCAAGGCUGAAGCGGAACGCAAACAUCAAGAACGUCUGGUGCAGUUGGCCAAAGAAGAUGCUGAACGUGAAAAAAAGGAAAAGGAGGAAGCGAGAAGGAAGAAAGAGCUGGUAGAGCAAACGGAGAGGGCUCGUUUGGAGCCCGUCAACGACUCAGAUAUGGUGGACAAGAUGUUCGGCUUUCUGGGGACCACCAGCUCUUUUCCUGGCCAGGAGGGGCAAGCCCCAGCCGGCUUUGAGGAUUUGGAGCGGACCCACCGUGAGCUUGAGGAGGAAGACCUGGACGAGGCUCUUCCUCUGCCAGAGGAUGACGAGGAGGAGGAUCUAUCGGAGUACAAGUUUGCCAAAUUUGCCGCCACCUACUUCCAGGGAACAACAACGCACACAUACGUGCGCCGACCACUCAAGCAGCCACUGCUUUUCCAUGAGGAUGAAGGAGACCAGCUGGCGGCUCUGGCUGUGUGGAUUACUGUGUUGCGGUUCAUGGGAGAUCUACCUGAACCAAAGUACCACACGGCCAUCAGCGAUGGGAGUGAGAAGAUUCCGGUCAUGACCAAAAUCUAUGAGACACUUGGGAAGAAGACAUACAAGCGGGAGCUUCAAGCCCUCCAGGGGGAGGCAGAGACUCCUCAACCUGAGAGUAAUCGCAAGAACAGCAUUCGACACAAGCUGGUGUCUCUCACCCUGAAGAAGAAAUCCAAGAUCACAGAAGAGGUCACAAAGCGUCUUAACGAUGGUGAACACGGUCUCCAUGGCAACAGCAUGUUGGAAGACCGGCCAACAUCAAACUUGGAAAAACUUCACUUUAUCAUUGGUAAUGGCAUCCUGAGGCCAGCGCUGAGGGAUGAGAUCUACUGUCAAAUCUGCAAACAGCUGAGUCAGAACCCAUCCAAGAGCUCACACGCUCGAGGUUGGAUCCUCAUCAGUUUGUGUGUGGGCUGCUUUGCGCCGUCAGACAAGUUCCUAAAGUACCUAAGGAACUUUAUUAGCAGUGGGCCACCAGGUUACGCGCCAUACUGCGAAGAACGACUCCGAAGAACAUUCGUUAAUGGCACUAGAACACAACCUCCAUCGUGGCUGGAGCUCCAGGCAACCAAAUCCAAGAAACCCAUCAUGCUGCCUGUGACAUUUAUGGAUGGGACCACUAAAACAUUGCUGACAGACUCGGCGACCACCGCCAAGGAGCUCUGCAACACACUGGCCGACAAGAUCAGCCUACAAGACCGAUUCGGGUUCUCGCUCUACAUCGCACUCUUUGACAAGGUGUCAUCUUUGGGCAGCGGAAACGACCACGUGAUGGAUGCUGUGUCACAGUGCGAGCAGUACGCCAAGGAGCAGGGAGCCCAGGAAAGGAACGCACCCUGGCGACUGUUUUUCAGGAAGGAAAUCUUCACUCCAUGGCACUGCGCUACGGAUGACACAGUCGCCACCAACCUUAUCUACCAGCAAACUGUCCGGGGCGUCAAGUUUGGAGAGUACCGAUGUGAGCGGGAUGACCUAGCAGAACUAGCAUCUCAGCAAUACUACGUAGACUAUGGAGCAGAAGUCCUGCUGGAACGCCUGCUGAGCCUCAUCCCAUCCUACAUCCCUGACAGAGAGAUCAACUCCUCCAGGACGGUGGAGAAGUGGGCUCAUUUCAUCAUGGCUGCCCACAAAAAGGGCAUCUAUGCCCAGAAGAGGUUUGACCCCCAGAAGGUUAAAGAGGAAGUGGUAGACUUUGCUCGCCACAAGUGGCCUUUGCUCUUCUCUCGAUUCUAUGAAGCCUUCAAGCUGUCCGGUCCAAGUCUGCCUAAAAAUGACCUCAUUGUCGCCGUCAACUGGACCGGCGUUUACUUUGUGGACGAGCAGGAGCAGGUCCUGCUAGAACUCUCCUUCCCAGAAAUCACUGCAGUUUCCAGCAGCAGGGGCGGAAAGCUACAGAGUCAGAGCUUCACACUGGCGACCAUCAAAGGAGACGAGUACACUUUCACCUCCAAUAAUGCUGAGGAUAUCCGAGACCUAGUGGUGACCUUCCUGGAAGGACUGAGGAACAGGUCCAAGUUUGUUGUGGCACUGCAGGACAGUCCCAACCAGAAUGGUGAACCGUCAACAUUCCUGAGCUUCCAGAAGGGAGACCUGAUCCUGUUGGACCAGGACACAGGCGAGCAAGUUCUGAACUCAGGUUGGGCGCACGGUGUUAAUGAGAGGACCAAUCAGAGAGGAGACUUCCCGGCAGACUCUGUCUAUGUCCUUCCUAGCAUGACGCGACCGCAGCAGGAGAUUGUGGCGCUGGUUACCAUGACUCCAGAUCAAAGGCAGCAGUCAGUGAGGGUGUCACAGCUGGUCCUGCCCGACAGUGAAGACUCUGUCAAACCUUACACGCUGGAGGACUUCUCCUAUGACUACUUUAGGCCACCCCCCAAACAUACUCUGAGCAGGGUGAUGGUCACCAAGAAUCGAGGAAAGGACAAACUAUGGAGCUGCACCAGGGAGCCUCUCAAACAGCCUUUGCUCAAGAAGGUGGUUCAACAUGAAGAGCUCGCUCAGGAGGCCUGCAUGGCCUUUAUUGCUGUGAUGAAGUACAUGGGUGACUACCCAUCCAAGCGCAUUCGUUCAGUCAACGAAUUAACAGACCAGAUCUUUGAGGGUGCACUGAAGGCCGAACCCCUAAAGGAUGAGGUCUUCUGCCAAAUCAUCAAGCAGCUCACAGACAACCACGUCAAGUACAGUGAGGAGAAAGGCUGGGAGCUUCUGUGGUUGUGCACGGGUCUCUUUCCUCCCAGCAACGUGCUGCUGCCGCAUGUCCAACGCUUCCUGCAGUCCAAAAGGCAACACCCGCUCUCGGUUGACUGCGUACACAGGCUGCACAAAGCAUUACGAAACGGGUCCAGGAAAUACCCUCCCCAUCUGGUGGAAGUGGAGGCCAUCCAGCACAAGACCACGCAGAUCUUCCACAAGGUUUACUUCCCUGACGAUACGGACGAGGCAUUUGAGGUAGAGUCCAGCACCAAAGCUAGGGACUUCUGUCAGAACAUCUCCAGUAGACUGCUUCUCAAAUCCUCAGAAGGCUUCAGUCUCUUUGUUAAAAUCUCUGACAAGGUGAUCAGUGUUCCAGAAGGAGACUUUUUCUUUGACUUUGUCCGACAUUUGACAGACUGGAUCAAGAAGUCACGGCCAGUCAAAGAUGGAGUGGUUCCAUCUUUGACCUACCAGGUGUUCUUCAUGAAGAAGUUGUGGACCAGCACCGUUCCAGGAAAGGAUUCUUUCGCCGACUCCAUCUUCCAUUACUACCAAGAGCUGCCCAAAUAUCUGCGUGGCUACCACAAGUGUUCGCGGGAUGAAGUCUUCCAGCUGGCGGCUCUCAUCUAUCGAGUCAAGUUCGAGGAUGACAAGUCCCACUUUCCCACUAUUCCCAAGAUGUUGCGAGAGCUGGUCCCUCAGGAUCUCAUUCGCCAGAUGUCGCCAGAUGACUGGAAGAGGUCCGUGGUGGCGUUCUUCAACAAGCAAGCCGGUAAAUCCAGAGAAGAAGCCAAGCUGAUGUUUCUCAAAAUCAUCUACAAAUGGCCGACAUUUGGCUCCGCCUUCUUUGAAGUCAAGCAAACCACAGAGCCCAACUAUCCAGAGAUCCUGUUAAUUGCCAUCAACAAACACGGAGUCAGUCUUAUUGACCCCAAAAUAAAGGAUGUUCUGAUUACCCAUCCCUUUACCAAGAUCUCAAAUUGGAGCAGUGGGAACACAUAUUUCCACAUCACCAUCGGAAACCUUGUCAGGGGAAGUAAACUCCUCUGUGAGACCUCCCUGGGAUACAAGAUGGACGACCUGCUGACGUCGUACAUCAGCCAGAUGCUGACCGCCAUGAACAGGCAGAGGUCCGAGCGCGCUCACACCAAGUGAACGUCUUACUGGCAGGAGGCCGCCGAGCUCGCCCGCCUGCUGCGUCCCAUUGGCCAGCGCUGUACUUGGGGGCGGACCUUCAGCCACCAGCUGUGGUGGAUGAGUCGUCGACCUUCUGUCAGCUCGGACCUCUGGAGCCUCCCCGAGGAGAGUUCGAUCGGAAGCCAAAGCGACGACGACGACCCCGGCGAAGGUCCGAGCAACCACGGCAUCGUGCGUUAUCGUGACGAUGAGGACUCAAAGUCCAGUGAGGAUGAUUACCUUUGAAAAGAACAAUAACUGGGCUUUCAGGCACAAAUUCUGCUUCGUGACAAGCACGUCAUGACCGGGAAAUAUAUUUUUUGUAUUUAUUUCAAAUCCUAAGGCUUAUUCUGCCUAGUAACAAAGCGUAAGCAUGUCACAUGACCAAGACAUGCUUUGUUUUUUGGUAAAUAUUUUUGCACCUUAGUUUUUAAACACUAAUGUUAGCAUAUUUUGUUUGUUCAUGUUUAAAAUUCUAAUGACUCAAUUUUAUUUACCUCUCGAACAAAAAAAACUCACCGUGCCAAACUCUCCUUGAUUAACUUUUUUGUGUUUGUUGUUUCUGUGUGAAAUGUAACUUUAAUAUAACUUGACGUGUACAAUACCAAUGGCUGCCAGUGAUGGCGAUACACGUCCAAAAUAUUUGCACUGGACAUUUUUUGCCGUAAAUGGCAGCCAACAAGUUACAGUAGGGCUACCACGAUUACUUCGAUAGUCUGUUAAUCGCGUUAUCUCAUUUCGAUUCAUUACUGAGAAGCCAUUUGCAGCCACAGAGGAAGACAGAAAUCAUAGACUAUUUACUGUUAAAAAAAAAAAAGAGUAAAAUAUAAAAAUUCAUGAAAAUUAAAACAUUUUUGGUAUUUUUAUUUUCCUUUUUAGAUUAAAAAAAAAAAAGGUAUUAACAUAUAAGAAAAUUUUGGACAGCUAAGAAGCUUAAGAGAAUUUGGACAAUUUUGAGGUCAACAACAUCUACAAACGAUUAAUCGUCCAUCAAAAUAGCCAUUGAUUACUGUAUUUUUCAGACUAUAAGUCACAGUUGUUGUUUUUUUUGUUUGUCUGGGAGUGUGACUUACGUGUGAAAAUAUUAACAUGUUAUUGCAUCAUUUCACAUGUUAUUUUCACAGUAAACCACAAGAGGGCACUCAAAGGCCUGGGAUUCAACAUUGACGGUAACUUAAAUAAAAACAACUGAGACGGGCUGAACAAAAUGGCACUGAAAAGAAAAUCAUAUUCUGCAGAUUACAAGCUGCAAUUAGUGAAAUAUGUACUGUAUGUCAUGUUUGCAUACCGUACACUUAUUAAGCGUGUUGUUUUCUAUAUCUAUUUUAAAUUGCCUUUCAAGAUGAUGUGUCUGUUAUUGGUGCUGGAUUUUAUCAAAUAAAUUUUCCCCAAAAAUGUGACUUAUACUCUACUGCAAUUUAUAGUCUGAAAAAUACAGUUAUAAAAAAAAUAGAGUUAUAUGAACGGUAAGUUGUGAUUUAGUCUAAUAAUCGUGACAGCGCAAGUGUAAAGUAGGUCAUUUAUAUUUAUGAGUUACAUUGGUGAGUUUUAUACUAGUUCAAUAAUUACAUUGCAGUGUUUUUCUCCAGUAAACAAUGUCAGUCAAAUAAACAAACCUCAAACUCAACUUCACAUUGCUUGUAUUUUUACUAAUCAAUAGAAAGUGACAUUGUGAGAACAUUUUAACUUAACGCAUAGACUCCAUAAUGUAUUGACGGGACACGUGGCGCGGGGCCGAUAAAUAGGGGGCUUGUAUUGAGUGGAAUCAGAGACAAAGAGCUUUUUUCGUUCUUGUGAAUAAAUGCUUAAAUCCUCGAAUUCUUUAUAGAUAUGGACCUAAAUUCUUGGUUAAAAGCAAAAAAACAAAACAAAAAACGUGCAGUUAGCAUUGUUAUUACGUAAAUUUGUAGAAGUACAAAGCUCGAAGUACAAUGUUAGUCUAUUAGUGAAUGUAGCUAGCGGCCGCCUGAUGUUAACAGAGCCUUUCCGGUGAAAGUUCAUGUGAAUAAAUGCUUAAAUCCCCCAAUUCUUUAUCGAUAUGGACGUAAAACAAUCUCGAUUCUUGGUUAAAAAAAAAAAUAAAAAACGUGCAAUUAGCAUUUAUACUACAUAAAUAUGUCGGAAUACAGUGCUAGUCUGUUAAUGUAUGUAGCAAGCUGCCGCCUGAUGUAAACAAAGCUUUUCCAGUGAAAAUUAUUUUGAAUAAAUGCUUAAAUCCGCGAAUUCUUUAUAGAUAUGGACGUAAAACAAUCUAGAUUAUUUGUUGAAAACAAAAACAAAAAACGUAGAGUUAGCAUUUAUUUUACGUAAAUAUGUUGAAGUUAGUGAAUGUAGCUAGCGGCCGCCUGAUGUUAACAGAGCCUUUCCGGUGAAAGUUCUUUUGAAUAAAUGCUUAAAUCCCCCAAUUCUUUAUCAAUAUGGACGUAAAACAUUCUCGAUUCUUGGUUAAAAACAAAAAAACGUGCAAUUAGCAUUUAUACUACAUAAAUAUGUCGAAGUACAAUGCUAGUCUGUUAAUGAAUGUAGCUAGCUGCCGCCUGACGUAAACAAAGCUUUUCUGGUGAAAAUUCUUGUGAAUAAAUUCAUAAAUCCGCGAAUUCUUUAUAGAUAUGGACGUAAAACAAUCUAGAGUAUUAUUUGAAAGCAAAAAAAAAAAAAAAAAAACGUACAGUUAAAAUUCUUGUGAAUAAAUGCAUAAAUCCCCAAAUUCUUUAUAGAUAUGGACGUAAAGCAGUCUCAAUUCUUGGGUAAAAGCACGAAAAAAAUUUGCAGUUAACUUUUAUUUUAUGUAAAUAUUGCGAACUAUGGCGACAUUUUUUUUUCACGUUUCAAAAUGCAUGCGUGGUACAAAAAAAUACAAUAAUUACCUUGAAUCCUCGAACAAAUCACUCCUGAGACAAUCCUUUCUUUUUGUAUGCAGUACAGCUUUCGUAAUUUUUCAACAAAAAUCCGGCGCUAGAUCGCUGCAUGCAUGUUUGUGAAUAGCUCCUCUUGAUGUGGGUGGCCCCCUACUUGCAUGCGAGGCGCAGAGCAUGACCGAUCUGACCCGUCAAUACAUUAUGAAGUCUAUGCUUAACGAUCCACUUUUAGACCACAGAAAUUAAAGUGCACACAGCCCCCCCCCCCCCCCCCAAAAAAGCUUAUAACUCAAUCUUUAAAAUGAUUUAAACACAAUCAUUUCCCUAUUUUGCGACGUUCAACAUGCAGAGUAGCACACAUGGAGAAAUAUAUAAAAAAAGAGAAAAUCACAAAAUAUAUUCUGAGAAACUCAGUAAAGCAGAAAAGGACUUUGGCUAAACUAAUUUGGCACAAAAAUCAUCAACAUCUCCUAUGUGACAAAUACAUUCAUUUUGCAGAGCAAUAGAAUCUAAUAGCAAGCAACCUUGUAGAGCCUCUUGCCGUACAUUCACUCUGUCAGUCCAGCUAGCAGCCGCAAUUUAAUCACACACUAAAAGAAUACAUUUUCUUAUGCAGCUGCUUGCUGUACACAUAACAAAAAAAUAUUUUCCAAGAUGAAGAAAAGUCUACUUUUAAAAAAAUAUUCAAUUGAGAGUCCAUCAGGUCCAGUCACUUAUUUAUAAAAAAAAUAUUCAAUUGUGAGUCCAUCAGGUCCAGUAACUUUUUGGAAAAUUGUAAUUCUGCUUUUCCACGAUAAAGUUCGCUUAAAAUUUCAAGUUUCUCUAACUUACAUACUGUAUACUAUAUAUUUACAGUGUACAGUGUAUCACAAAAGUGAGUACACCCCUCACAUUUCUGCAGAUAUUUAAGUAUAUCUUUUCAUGGGACACACUGACAAAAUGACACUUUGACACAAUGAAAAGUAGUCUGUGUGCAGCUUAUAUAAUAGAGUUAAUUUAUUUUCCCCUCAAAAUAACUCAAAAUAUAGCCAUUAAUAUCUAAACCCCUGGCAAGAAAAGUGAGUACACCCCUUUGAAAAAAAACGUACAUUCCUGAAUGUCCAAAUUGAGUACUGCUUGUCAUUUUCCCUCCAGAAUGCCAUGUGACUCGUUACAUGAGUGCUGUCAGCAUUGCUGCAGAGAUUGAAGAGGUGGGGGGGUCAGCCGGUUAGUGCUCAGACCAUAUACCGCACUCUACAUCAAAUUGGUGCGCAUGGCUGUCAGAAGAGGCUUCCUCCUGGGGUGUACUCACUUUUGUUGCCAGGGGUUUAGAUAUUAACUCAUUCACUCCCAGCCAUUUUCACCAGAGCAAGGCCCUUGGCUCCCGGCCGUUUUUCUGGAUUUUGACUGAUUUUGCAAGGCCCACAGAAAAUUCCGUUCUAUUGCUAUAUAAACAUGGAACCCACCAAAAGAAAGAUUAGAGUCUCUUCUUUCAGCAGAAAAAAGUAAGUACAGUGGUACCUUUACAUACGAAGUUAAUCCGUUCCAGGACCUUGUUUGUAAGUCGAAAUGGUCGUAUGUCGAGCAGGAUUUUCCCAUAGGAAUACAUUAUAAUUCCAUUAAUUCGUUCCACAGCCCAAAAACCUUCACUAAAUCCUUAAAAAAUACUGCUGGUACUAUUACAAAUGGCAAUUACACAUAGCAAAACAAAUAAAUUAUAAAUCAAAAUCGGAAUAAUAAUAAUUCCUGUAUUAAUGUAACGAAUCGGGUUCUAAUGUGGCGGACGUUUUUUGCUGACCCUGAACGCACCGCGGGGCUGACGUGCCAGAGACAGACCGGUGAGCUUGAGUUUCACUUUCACUUUGAAUGUUUUCUUGAGAACACCGUCAAUUGCGGCAGACAGAAGGUGUUUUUGUUUUGAAUAAGUUGUGAAAUAAAUGAUAAAAACGUGGCGAAGUUGGCGAUUUCUCUGGAGAUGUUACUACAAUAAGAAUUGUCAGCUUAACUUAUAAAGACUGGCGAACGAUGGUCGGAGGAGGACCGUGGAGAUGUAUUGUUGACCCAUUUCACGGAUGCCCACCCUACGCUCAUAUUUUUCUGUCAUUUGCAUCUUCAUUUAGAAGGUAAGCGUCAACUUUUCCUUGUUUCACCACCUGUACCAACCUUUUCUGAAACCAGUGUUGAUUUGUCACACAAGAAAAUCCGCCGUGCAUUCGUCUGCGGUGCUGCCAUUGUCGUCGUAUUUCGAGCAUGUCGUCGGAUGUAGAAACAAAUGGCGAGUCAAAUUUUACGUCGGAUGUCGAAAAGUUCGUGUGUCGAAGCGAUCGUAUGUAGAGGUACCACUGUAUAUAUCUUUUUCCAUUCUUUAGAAAUCAGCAUUAGGAAAUAGCUUAGUUUGAGCAAUUUUCCAAUUUCUGAUGAAAAAACGGAGAAGAUGAACUUUUUGUAAACGCAUACAUUUCAAACAUAACUUUGACUUUAUCCAAGCUAUUUUUUGCAUUAGUUACAUCCCAAACAUCUGAAUAAUGUUUCCUUUUACAAAAUACUAUGAACAACCAGACAAAUACAGUUGUUGAUAGCAAAGUAACAAUUUAUUCACACAUGACUACUGAGAGAUGACGGUUUGUCGCCGAGAUGACGCCAUUGUCGCCAUGUCAGCCGUGUAAACUUUUCCCUCAUCGUUGUCUGGCCCCCAAGUAUUUUUGCGUUUCUGCGGGAUUUGUUCGGCGAGCCGCUGCACUGGGGGUCCCACUUGUUUUGCUUGGUCGUCCAGCGCCUGGCCUCCCAGGAGUCCACUCGGUUGUUUUGUUCAGUCGGAGCGCCGCCUGGCAUCAUGCUGCCAGCGCUCUGACCGUGCUGCUCAUUGCUGUUGAAUCGGGUUGCCUGGUCUUACAAAAUGUGCUACCGCCCUCCAGUGGCCAGUUUUAUUGCUUUAAAAUGGGUUUGGAGCUUUGUUCUUUGUUUCUCAGAUAGAGCGGAAAAACAAAACAACUCUUGUGUUUGAUAGAACAAUAUGUCUAUAUGCUACCAUAGCAGAUUCAUGGCGCAUUAGGCCCCUGAACUAUUUUUAAUUUGCCCGUUUUACCCUGAAAACCCCCGUUUACAGACGUCGCACAACCGCUUUUGUUUCAACACAGCCAUAAAACGAAGGUAAUUAAAUAUAUUUAUUAUUCAAAAUGUCUGUUAUUUUAGUGUAGAUUCAUUAAUUGAUGUCUAAUAUUUCGUUUAAAAAAAAAUGACUUAAAAAAAUUAUUCACUCGCAUAUUUUAAACUUUUAAACAAAUUACGUCACAAUGAAAAAAAUGGCGUCUGUAAAAAAAGUCACGGAUAUUUACCUGAUAACUAUCACUUAAUUGUAUUUUUUUUUUGUUUCUGUCGCAUUUUUUCCCGAUAUGUUCGAUGAUAAAUAAUUGAUCCAAACAUUUAAAAAAAUUGGAAAACAAAAACGUUUAAAAGGGUAUGAAAAAGAACCUCUCGACCUCUCUUUGACGUCUGCGAUUUCUGCAUCGCGACCCUUGUUAUAUUACCAUGUUUCACCCAAAAAAUUCCCCCAAAAUUCAGCUGUGGCAAUUCACAGCUCUGUCUUGACACUCAGUGAUACAUGCUACAUGGAGUUUUUGGAUCGAAACAAGGUCAGUACGCGAUAAUAUCUUGUUAAACUCAUGGCGUCUGUAAUUCUGCUCUCGCAUGCUCUCAUCUCCAGAUAGGAUUUUGCUGUUUAAACUUUUUUUUUUUUUAAAUGCCCUCCUGUUCAAAAUUUUUCUUCCCCCAGAAAAUUGAGAUUUUAAGCUUUCCAAUGAUGUAUCACACGUGCAUAUCGGACAAUUUUGAAAGUUGGCUAGAUUGGGGGUCUCAGAGCGGAACUUCAAGACACCUGAGUGUUUUCCGCCAUAUGCUUCUUAUAAAAAAAAAAAAUUUUUAAACGCAAAAGACGUAUAAAUACAUUUUUGGGACAAUGAAGCAUUUAAAAACAACGUAUUUAUACGUUUCUGGGAGCAAAUGAGUUAAUGGCUAUAUUUUGAGGGAAAAUAAAUGAACUCUAUUAUAUAAGCUGCACACAGACUACUUCAUUGUGUCAAAGUGUCAUUUUGUCAGUGUUGUCCCAUGAAAUUAUAUACUUAAAUAU